Molecule: messenger RNA, 2454 nt
Organism: Lachancea fermentati
Lineage: Eukaryota; Fungi; Ascomycota; Saccharomycetes; Saccharomycetales; Saccharomycetaceae
Source: the annotation of a GenBank genome assembly
AUGCGUAAAGUGUAUCUAAUCCUACUAGCGGUCUUUGUGGGCGUGAUCAGGGCACAACCUUACGAGGCAUACCCUGCCAGCAAGCAAUACCCCCCCAUCGCGCAGCCUGGCGAAGAGUAUUGGUUCCAGCUUUCAAAUGACACGUAUAAGUCGAGCAGCAGUGGCAGCUCGCAAAUAGUUUAUGAGGCUUUCUCGCUGCCCUCGUGGCUCAGUUUCGAUUCUUCAGAGCGCGUUCUAUCAGGCACUCCAUCGGAGGAGGACAUGUCCAGCGCCAGCGAUGUGAACUACUUUAGUUUCGUGCUGCAGGGUACAGACGCUUCAGACGGACAAUCCCUAAACAAGACUUAUCAAUUGGCCCUUAGCAACAAGACGGCGCCCGAGGUGUCCUCCAGCUUCAAUCUGCUCAGCUUGUUGAAGUUGAGUGGUUAUACAAAUGGGAAGAAUGGACUCAAACUCAGCCCCGGUGAAGUCUUCAAUGUAACAUUUGACAGAGACACUUUUACGAACGAGGACUCAAUCGUGGCAUUUUACGGGCUUUCCUCUCGUUACCACGCGCCUCUCCCUAGUUGGCUGUUCUUUGACUCAAGCAGUCUGAAAUUCAGUGGCACUGCCCCAGUGGUCAAUUCAAAUAUUGCUCCGGAACUGGACUAUAACUUCUCCCUCAUCGCUACUGAUAUCGAAGGUUAUACUGCAGCUGAAGUGGUAUUCGAAUUGGUUAUUGGGGCUCACCAAUUCACCACAUCUAUUCAAAAUACGCUAAUCGUUAAUGUGAGUGACUCUGGUAGCUUCAGUUAUGACAUUCCUCUCAAUUACAUCUUUCUUGACGAUGACCCUGUUUCCACGUCAAACAUCAGCUCUGUUGAGCUCUUGGAUGCCCCCAGCUGGGUCAACAUUGACAAUUACACGUUGUCCGGUACUAUGCCAAGCACCAACUCGACUGGUAAUUUCAGUGUUGCCAUAUAUGAUAUAUUCGACGACGUGAUCUACUUGAAUUUUGCAGUUGAAUCAACUCAAAAACUGUUCGCUGUCACCUCACUUCCUGGAGCAAAUGCCACACGGGGCGAAUGGUUUCAAUAUGCUCUUUUACCAUCCCAGUUCACAGAUUAUGAUGGUACCACUGUUUCCGUGGAUUUUUCAAAUAGUUCCGCCUCUUCUUGGUUGCAUUUUCAAAGCAGUAACCUAACACUAAGCGGUAAGGUCCCAGACGAUUUUGAUUCCCUCGACGUCGGGGUGACUGCAGAGCAAGGAUCCAGAAGUCAGGAACUAUCCUUUAAAAUUCGUGGAAUCGACUCAAAGGUGCAUACGUCUUCGAGCUCGUCUCAUUCAUCCUCAUCAACCAAAACAACUUCAUCUGCUACAGGCACACAUGCUUCAGCAACAGCCUCUUCGACAACUUCAUCUUCCGCAACAACAACAGCACCGGCUGCCGUUGUUGGGAAGAGCAAAAAGAACAAUCACGCAGUUGCAAUUGCAUGUGGCGUUGCAAUUCCAGUGGGUAUAAUUCUUCUACUCCUUCUCAUUUUCUUACUAUGGAGGCGAAAGAGAAACCAAGGCGAUCAAGAUGACAAUGAAAAAUCACCCAAGAUUAGCAAUCCGAAGCUGGGGAAUCCCUCAAAUAACCCCAAUGGUCUUGGAGCUGUAUCUCCAUUCGGCGAUGAAAAUUCACUUGAUGAUAGCUCUACUGCUAAAAGACUAGGAGCUCUCAAUGCAAUGAAAUUAGAUGAAGGUCAUAGUUCUGGAUCCGAAGGUUCAACUUUUGAAGAGAAAUUGGAUUCUAUGACAACAAAUUCUUCCUCUUCUGACAUGUAUCACGAUGCAUUGCAAGCUGGGAGUAGAGAAGCUUUGCUGCCUGGACUUCCAAAUGAUGAAUACUUUGACACUAAUAAUCGAACUUCGUCAGUAUACUUUAACAGCGAACCUACAAAUCGUAAGUCUUGGAGAUUUUCAACGGCGGGGGCGCAAGAUUCAGACAACGUGAGAGAGAGUUACAACUCGCUAAACACUGUGAGUACUGCUGAACUCCUAAAUACCCAAAUUGCAGAGAAUAAAACACUUCCGAAAGAUCCUCGUAAAUCAUCAUUCGGUUUAAGAGACUCGGUCUUCUGGAAAAGUACUGAUUCCGGGGUUGCAAGUCCGAGAAACACUAAGCCUUUUAGUCCUGGUGGUCCUCGCUACACUACAAAUAACCUAUCUGUAGGCAGCACACCUGCAAAGCGCAUGGGCCACCGUCCGGAUCAAAAUUCAUUCAAUUCACAGACAUCGACAAGUAGUUCUGAUGACUUUAUACCGGUAAAACAAGGUGACAAAUAUGAAUGGGUAGAGAGGAACGCUUCAGGCGUUUUGACACCAACGAGGAAGAGGAGUAUCAAAAAAUUAGUCAAUCUUCCAAAUAAAAGUGGAGUUGGCGUAUGUGAUGCUAACGAUAUUCAAGGACAUGAACCCGAAAUGGAAUAG